This is a messenger RNA of Colletotrichum orchidophilum, 963 nucleotides long. RefSeq lists its product as uncharacterized. Gene Ontology annotation, cellular component: fungal-type cell wall. The transcript has a single exon. The record is from RefSeq and is a predicted model, not a curated record. The coding region runs from base 1 to 963 and encodes 320 amino acids. NCBI's taxonomy places the organism in Eukaryota, Fungi, Ascomycota, Sordariomycetes, Glomerellales, Glomerellaceae. Gene Ontology annotation, biological process: fungal-type cell wall polysaccharide metabolic process.
AUGAGACGAACCGGUUGCCUAUUGCUAGCUUCGCUGGCCCUCCACUCCACAACCAUCGCACAGUCCGACUUGUCUUCAAAACGUGGGUUGGCGUUCCAGGGCGACGACCACAAAGCCGACAGCCAACUGCUCACAUCCGCAAAAUCGUUAAUCAGCUGGUAUUACACAUGGUCAACAUGGCCCGCCCAGGCCUUGAACAGCUCCAUCGCCUUUGUCCCGCUCAUCCACGGCGUCAAUGAUGCUUCCGAUUCCGGCCUUAGCUCACGCUUGAACCAACUACCUGAAUCGUCCACCCAUCUGCUCACGUUUAACGAGCCCGACGGAACCACCUCAUCUGGCGGCAGCAGCAUUGAUCCAGAAGAUGCCGCGAAAGCCUACAUUGACCACAUUGUGCCCUUCCGCGACUCCGGCUCCCGUAAGUGGAACAUUAGCCACCCGGUAGUCACCGGCUCUCCGCAGGGCAUCGAGUGGCUGCAAAAGUUCAACAAGUCAUGCUACGCUAUUGACGACAACGGGUGCCCGACCGACUUUGUCGCCGUGCACUGGUACGGCGACGCGAUGGGCCUCAAGAACCACCUCAAUGGGCUGCGAGAUUUCUACGACUCAACGUCGCCGGAUCUCAAAUACUGGAUCACGGAGAUGGCGCUUCCCAAGCAAAACACCGAGGCCACUCUGGCCAUGAUGAAUGAGAGUCUGACCUACCUGGAUGGCCUGGACUAUGUCGAGGGCUAUGCCUGGUUCGGAGCCUUCCGCAAGGACGAGGCCAAUGCCUGGACCGGCAACUCCGUCUCCCUAUUUGACGGCGACGGCGGCCUGACAGACCUCGGUGCUUUGUAUCUCGGCGGCGAGAAGCAGGGCUUCAAAAAGGGCCAGAAGGGAGAAGGCAAUUUUGCCGCUUCACUUUCGCCUGCCAAAGCCCUGCUUUGGACGACUAUCCUGGCUGUGAUCGCGACAAUGUGGUAG